Melanotaenia boesemani (Boeseman's rainbowfish) is the source of this 707-nucleotide messenger RNA. RefSeq names its product splicing factor 3b, subunit 5 (gene sf3b5). Lineage: Eukaryota; Metazoa; Chordata; Actinopteri; Atheriniformes; Melanotaeniidae. The record is from RefSeq and is a predicted model, not a curated record. Gene Ontology annotation, cellular component: U2 snRNP; precatalytic spliceosome. The transcript is spliced from 2 exons. Bases 139 to 399 code for a protein of 86 amino acids. Gene Ontology annotation, biological process: mRNA splicing, via spliceosome.
UUUGCAGGGGACACACAACGGAAGUGGUCUUGUACUUCUUUUGUAUGUGAAGUGCGUGAAUCCUGGCUAUUACUUCCAGAUUUUUCCUUCGUCCUUGAACUCUAUAGAUUUCAACCUACAAAACUCUUCUCAGCAAAAAUGACAGACCGUUACAACAUCCACAGUCAGCUGGAACAUCUUCAGUCUAAGUACAUCGGCACAGGACAUGCUGACACCAGCAAAUGGGAAUGGCUGGUCAACCAGCAUCGUGACUCAUACUGCUCCUACAUGGGGCACUUUGACCUGCUCAACUAUUUCUCUGUCGCUGAGAAUGAGAGCAAAGCACGUGUACGCUUCAACUUGAUGGAGAAAAUGCUUCAGCCAUGUGGACCACCUGCAGACAAACCUGACGAUUCUUAGAUUACACUGGUGGAAGGAGCUGUUUUUGUUUAGUUUUUUUUUUCUUUUAACAUCAAAUUUGUUUUAAUAGACAUUCAAGCCUAUUCUUAAAAAAUAUCUGACCUUCAAACUGGAUCUGCCUCCACAUCCCAGUGCGACCCUGCCGACACUGACUGCAUCACCAGUUUAGACGACAGAACAUGGAUAUUGCAUUGUUUUCAUAAGGACCAGUACAAGUACAGCAGUACAAGUGAUGCACAAUCAUCUGCCACAUAUUUGUGUUAUAUGACUAAAUUGAAUGCUUGAUGAAAAGUUUCUUUUUGUUCUGA